Molecule: messenger RNA, 1254 nt
Organism: Rosa rugosa (rugosa rose)
Lineage: Eukaryota; Viridiplantae; Streptophyta; Magnoliopsida; Rosales; Rosaceae
Exons: 2
Coding region: 1-1254 (417 amino acids)
Source: RefSeq, a predicted model, not a curated record
AUGAAUUCGAACUGGUUUUCUCAGUGGAAUGAGAGGCAACGUGAAGACGAGGAAGAUGAUGAAGAAGAUGAAGAAUAUGAUGCACAGAGGCGAAGAAAUACAACACAAGUUAUGGCAGAAGCAGCUAGCUGGUUGGCUACUAACCCACUUCAACAACAACCUCAAUGGGGUGGUUCUGUUCCAGAUGACCCUGUGUACCCUGCCGAAACUUUCAGACGACGUUACAGGAUGAGGCGUGAAGUGUUCCUCCGCAUGUUAGAGCAUGUCCAGACGGCAGAUCCAUACUUUAGGCAGUCACAAGAUUGUGCUGGGCGUCCGGGAUUCUCACCUCACCAGAAAUUGACGUGCGCACUCAGAAUGCUAGCCACUACAUGCUCGGCUGAUUCCUUAGAUGAAUCAUUCCGUAUGCCAGAAUCAACAGCCAUUGAAAAUCUUAGUCGAUUUUGUGGUACCAUUGUCACCAUGUAUCAAGAACGCUACCUUCGGGCUCCUACAACAGAGGAUCUAGAUAUGCUCCUACAAAGAGCCGAGCGACGAGGGUUUCCUGGAAUGAUAGGUUCGCUUGACUGCAUGCAUUGGCAGUUGAAGAAUUGUCCAGUGGGAUGGCAGGGUAGCUUUAGCGGCAAAUCAAAAAAGCCAACUAUUGUUCUCGAAGCUGUGGCAGGUCCCGACACCUGGAUCUGGCAUGCUUUCUUUGGAAUCCCGGGAGCUCAAAAUGACCUCACUGUUCUCGGACGCUCCCCUUUAUUUGAUGCUGUCACAGCAGGUCAGUCACCACAUCUUAACUACUAUGUGAACGAGACUCCUUAUGAGUUUGGGUACUACCUUGUUGAUGGUAUUUACCCUAAGUGGGUGACGCUAGUGCAAUCUAUUAGACAACCUGAGAAUGAACAGGAGGAGUAUUUUUCCACAAAACAGGAGGCGUACCGCAAGGAUGUUGAAAGGGCAUUUGGAAUUCUACAAGCACGAUUUGCAAUAGUUAGGCAACCUGCAAGAGGUUGGGAUAAUGAUUCAUUAUCAACAAUCAUGUUGGCUUGCAUAAUACUUCAUAACAUGAUUGUGGAGGACGAGCGAGAUGACUACUAUAAUGAUGAGUCCGAUGAUGAUGAACCAAACCCCAAUAGGUCAAGGAGAGCUCGAGCAACAAUAUAUGAUGGCCCAAACUUACCUGUUAAUCCAAGAAGUGGGCAAAUUACAAUGGCCGAAUACAUAUAUGUCUCGUUACCGAAGGGUACGCUCUCAUAUUGGAAAUAG